Molecule: messenger RNA, 651 nt
Organism: Macrobrachium nipponense
Lineage: Eukaryota; Metazoa; Arthropoda; Malacostraca; Decapoda; Palaemonidae
Exons: 2
Coding region: 1-651 (216 amino acids)
Source: RefSeq, a predicted model, not a curated record
AUGGUGUCUGCUCUAUACAGAUGGCAUAAUCUUGGUAGCCGAGAACAGGGAAGGGAAGAACUGGAGGGGAAGGUUGUAAGGUGGAGAUAUGCCUUGGAGAGUAGAGGUUUAAAGAUAAGCAGGAAAAAGGCAGAAUAUAUGCCAACCAAAUUGGAUGGCAACCAGCAAACAACAACCAAAUUAGGCGGAGGAAACAUCAGAAGGGUUCAUAAAUUCACAUACCUUGGCUCAGUGAUUGACAAUGAGGGGAACGUGGAAGAGGAAAUUAACAACCAGAUUCAGUGUGGUUGGAACAACUGGAGGAAGGUGUCUGGUGUCAUAUGUGAUAGGAAAGUCCCUAUAAGAUUAAAAGGCAGAUUGCACAAGAGAAUGGUCAGACCAGCAAUGACAGAGGGCAGAAAGUUGGACGUAACCAAGGUGAAGAUGCUUAGUUGGAUGAGCGGAGUAACCAAAAAGGAAAGGAACGGAGAGCUGAGGGCAGAGAUCGAGGUGGCAGGACAUGGGAGGACGUGGAGGCAGAGUCGUGGUGAGGAGGAGGAGGAGGAGGAGGAGGUGGAAGAGCAGCAGCAGCGGGAGCGGGAGGAGGUGGAGGAGGAGGAGGAGGAGGAGGAGGUGGAGUGGGAGGAGGAAGAGGAGGGAGGAAAAGCAUAG